This is a messenger RNA of Hyposmocoma kahamanoa, 712 nucleotides long. Its product is annotated as deoxycytidylate deaminase-like. The record is from RefSeq and is a predicted model, not a curated record. The transcript has 5 exons. NCBI's taxonomy places the organism in Eukaryota, Metazoa, Arthropoda, Insecta, Lepidoptera, Cosmopterigidae. Gene Ontology annotation, molecular function: hydrolase activity; zinc ion binding. The coding region runs from base 38 to 544 and encodes 168 amino acids.
AGCCAGUUUGCUUUUGAGUUUACUUGUGUUUAACAAAAUGACUACCUCACCUUCUGAAAUAAGUCUUCGAACUGAAGAAGAAGAUUUCUACAUGCGCAUUGUAAGCCUAGCAGCUGAAAGGAGCAAAGAUCCGAAAACUCAGGUUGGCGCUUGCGUCGUUAAUAAAGACAAAAUUGUUGCUAUUGGAUAUAACGGUAUGCCAAUCAAGUGUCGUGAUUCUAAAAUGCCUUGGAAGACAGAAGAAGGAUUGAAGAAUAAGUUACUGUUUGUUUGCCAUGCAGAAAUGAACGCAAUUAUUAACAAAAACUCAGCAAGCGUCGAGGGCUGUACCCUCUACGUAGGGCUGUUACCUUGUGAAGAAUGUGCCAAGGUCAUCAUACGUUCUAGGAUAACUGAAGUUGUCUAUAUGGAUAGUCGUAAAAAAUACGAAGGGUCUUUACCAAUGUUAAAAGAAGCAGGUGUCAAAUGCAGGAAAUAUCCAAAAAUUGAAGAGUUUAACGUAGACUUUGACGAAGAUCGACCAAAGGUGCUGUAUAAAAUGUGACUGUAUGUAAUGUUUUAAGAACAUUAGGUACGCGAGCGUGUUAGAAAAAUUCUAUGAAAUUCAAAAACACAAUAUAAGUAAAUCAAAUUUAUUUCAAUUAGAGGGUAGUACAUAAUGAUAUAUAAGUAGCAAAAAUUGUUUGCGAACUAAUAAUAAAAAGCAAUACUU